AUUUUGAGUGGGUACAACAAUUUUUUCUAAAUUAAGCAGCAUACUAGUGCAAGUAGCAACUGGCUUGUCUACUAUACCUGGGUAGGUGAGAGAGCGGGCGUGGCACUCAACUAAGUGGAUUCAGGAAUCUCAAAACAUGGCGAAAGACGACGACGUUUUAAUCGAGAAGAGUAAAGGUAGCCGCGGUAUGGAGAAGUUUUGUCUGAUCCUGAUGGUGGUAGCCGCUCUGGGGUUAAUUAUUGGACUCAUCGUCUACCUCGCCACCAGCCCUCCUUCAGAUACAAGUGAUUAUGUAAUAGUCGAGCCACAGUAUCCCACAAGUGCUGAACAUGCGUUAAAAAAUGGAGCCCAAUGGUUAAAAGACAAUCAGAUGACUGCGAUGGGAUGGCGGGAUCAACAGAAUGCGGACGCUACCUUAGCUCUCACACUGGGCCGAAUGUCCAUGUAUCACCCCGGUAACUGCGACUUCAACAUCAUGUCCAAGAGUCUGGAGUAUGAUCUCCUAUCUGCUCUUAUGAGGAACCCAGCACUUGAUGACAUCACAUGGGGACGCUCGCUGCUGGCAAAAUAUGUCAUGGCACUGAGAGCAGCCUGCAUAGAUCCCAAAGAUUUCCAUGGAUACAAUUUGAUAAGGAUUUUAGAUGAGCAGUUUAAAAAAUUUAACAAUUUCUAUAUGAAUCGUCGUGGGGCUACAGCCAUGAUAGCUUUGGCUAAGUGCGUGUCUGAGGAAGAACAAAAUAGUACCCAAAUCGGCAUUCUUCAGAAAAAUGAUGCAUUCACAUCAGUGGAUGAAGCCAGCUUGGUUCUCUUGGCAUUAUCCUGUGUAAACCAUUCCAUGUACUACUCCACGAUUUACAAGGCCGAGGAAUAUCUGAUGACACAGUUUGUUAACGGAAGCUUUGGCAACACCUACAAAACUGGUCUUGCUAUUCAGGCUUUGACCCGAUCCAACAGAACAGAUGCAAACAAAACCAUAGAAGAAGGAGUACUAUAUUUGGCCACGGAGAUACAAAGUAAGAGGAGCGGGAGACUGCUUGACUUGGGUGAAGCAUCCCAUAUAUUACCAGCCCUGGCCAAAAUGUCCUAUGUAGACAUCAAAGGAAAAUGUACAGAGCUAAAAAAACCUGGAUCCUCAGAUAUGACUGUAAAUGUCACAAUUCAGGUGGACGGCAAUGCUAUAAAUAGCAGCGUACAGCACACUUUCCCAGCAGUGACCAUUGACAAGGGUCAGUCUCUAUAUGCUGUCCUCGUUAAACUCCGAGAUAGCAGCAGCUUCACAUUUAAAGGUGUACGGACAUCAUUUGGCUACAUUUUAACUGAAGUCAUGAAUCUGGCCAUAGACGGGAAUUCUCUCCAGCACUGGAAUGUAUACCUCAGUGGAAAUCCUAAUCAACAGGGCAUGUAUUUGGAUAAGAUUAUACCUGAAAAUGGGUCUCAGUACAUUUUGAAAGCAGAGGCUUAAAUGGACAUCUUUCAGGGUUCAAAAGUUACUAAAGCAUUUCAUCUACUGCACAGUUUCCAACCAUGCCUACAUUUAAAUCUUAUAACUUGUAAAGGCAUUGGGCAGCACAAAGUGAUAGCGGUUAAUUCAUGUUUAUCAAGGAUUUCUGUUUUCCCAUAUUGUAAACUAAACUUAAACCCGUGAGACUAUGUUUAUAAUGUGUACUGACUCAUUUUUAAAUAUUCAUACAACUUACAAUCCUUUUUUAUGUUUUUUUACAUGUAUAUGUGAUAUUCAAAUGACACAUUUUAUCAAACAGUUAUAUUUUAUAUUUACAUUUAUUUUAACAAGAUUUAUGUUUGUUGUAUUUUUGUGAGCCUCGGAUGUAUAUUAAGGAACCCCGUUAUGCAUGUAUUCAAUAUAGGCUAGAAUUUUAUCCUUGAUAUACAUGUAUAUGUGUUUUCUCUCAUUCAUUUUCAUGCAUCAAUUAAAGUGUUUCAUAUAUAUCUCUAUAAGGAAUCAAUACAACAGAAUAAAGUUUCAAUUUCUGAUAAGCCA
Messenger RNA from Saccostrea cuccullata (small rock oyster), 1999 nucleotides. RefSeq lists its product as uncharacterized. NCBI's taxonomy places the organism in Eukaryota, Metazoa, Mollusca, Bivalvia, Ostreida, Ostreidae. Gene Ontology annotation, biological process: cobalamin transport. The record is from RefSeq and is a predicted model, not a curated record. The transcript is spliced from 12 exons. Gene Ontology annotation, molecular function: cobalamin binding. Bases 137 to 1462 code for a protein of 441 amino acids.